AUGCGUCAAACUCUCCGUCGGUCCUGUGAUACGUGUGCCAAAUCAAAACACAGUUGCGAUCUACGCACACCGCGCUGUUCGCGUUGCGUCAAGCGCAAGAUCCUGUGCGUAUAUGUGAACGAACCCUUGACGGCGCCGGCGCCGCCACGGCCGGCUGUUCCGGGGUCGAAUGACACCAACUCUGCGAGGCAUCACCAUGGAUCUGGCGCUUUGACCAGCUACAGAUUCGGAUCGCUCGACCCCUUCGAUUCAUAUCCCCAGACGAGACUUCCUAGGGAGCAUGUUCAGCGUCUUAUCCAUAGCUUUCGACACAAGAUCGCCUUCCAAUACUACCCUCUCGACUUGAACGCAAGCUCAAACCCGUUCCUCGUCUCUUGGUGGCCGCUUGCUCUGGGCGACCCUGCCUUGUUUCACGUCUCAUUACAGACAGCAUGCCUAGAUGAAGAGUUACUUGCUCAAAAGGGCUUCCAAGCAUCCGAGAUCCUCAUGGCCGAUUCGGUGGCGCUACUUAGACGAAAGGUUGAAAAUACAACACUAGCUUUACAAGACGGGACUAUGAAUUCCGUUAUUACCCUUGCAGCUAUCGAAUUUGGGAAAGGAAAUGUCAAGAUUAGCCAAAUGCAUGUAGACGGAGCAACAAGGCUUGUAAAUCUCAGAGGUGGAAUAAACUCAGUGAGACAAACUAGUCCGCUAACUGCCAGAAUGGUGAGCUGGGUUUCAAUGAUCGUCAAAGGUCAUCCUCAAUUCGAAACACAAGAUGAUGAUGGUGUCGGUCAUGGCAUACCUCCCAUCCCCGAAUGGCAGCUGGAGGCCAACCAUCUUGAUGAUGACUUGUUCAACCUUACCGACCUCAAUGUCGACUAUCCGGUCGAAAAUGUCUUUUACCGUCUUCGUAAUGUCUUUCAAAGGGCACGGCGAACACCCUUUCCAACAACACGGCUUCACGACCUGACAUGCUUCGUGAUACACCGACUCUUACUCUCAGCGCCAAACUUAACAACUGCGUCAACAUCACCAAUAACUGAAUGCAUCCGCUAUGCUAUCAUUCUAUACAUGUUCACCAUUCACGGGCCAACGUACUACUCACAUGCAGUCAUUUUAAAUGCCAUGGUCACCAGAUUCAUGGAACAACUUAAACAACGUAGUUUAACCCCUCAACCAUCUAGUUCACUCGAUGUCUGGUUUUGCGCCAUCGGGAUGGUUGCAGCAACUGGUACUUCUCAAUACCACUUUUUUGUUGAAACGGCACUGGAGGUAGUUACCUCUCUUGAGUUGAAAAGUUGGGAUGAAAGUCUCGUUCACAUCAAAAACGUAUUGUGGUUGGAGACGCCGCAGGGCGAAGAUAUUUUCAGUCCUCACUGGCAUGCUAUUUUCGGCUCGGAUAAUGGACUUGAUUCAUCACGAAAAUUGUUUGUGCCAGUUUCAACAAAUGCAAUAGCAGUAGGAUUUCGAUAA
Messenger RNA from Colletotrichum truncatum, 1455 nucleotides. NCBI's taxonomy places the organism in Eukaryota, Fungi, Ascomycota, Sordariomycetes, Glomerellales, Glomerellaceae. The record is from RefSeq and is a predicted model, not a curated record.